AUAUGGCUGCGUCCAUACAACACAUGUUCAUGAUGUUGGAAAAAAAUAUACAAUCGUUUGCAAAAAUAAUGGACAUAGAUUUAUAGCUUAUAUCUACAUAAUCGAGAUAAUUAUAUUUAAAAAACCAAUCAUUAUAAUUAAAUAUGUCAAUGGAUUAGUCAAUUUCAAGGAUUUGUACAUAGAAUUGUUUGAAGAAACCAUUCAGGCUGGAGGGAAUCUCAUGAACAAAAUAAAGGAAAAUAGAUGUGAACAAAAUAGAGGAAAAUAGACAUGAACAAAAUAGAGGAAAACAAACAUGAACAAAAUGGAGGAAAAUAGACAUGAACAAAAUGGAGGAAAAUAGAUUUGAACAAAAUAGAGGAAAAUAAAUGUGAACAAAACUGAGGAAAAUAGAUUUGAAAGAAAUGGAAGAAAAUGGACAUAUAUAACACAUUAUCGGUAGUUUAAAGAAUGACAUCUGAUCAAGACUUAUUCUUGUUAUUGUUUGUGGAAAAUAGACGUGAAUCAAAUAAAGGAAAAUAGACACAUAACACAUCAUCAAUAGUUUUAAGAAUGACAUGAGAUCAUGGCUGUAUUCUGAGUGUUUUUGGAAUAUAGAGGAAAACAGACGCAUAUAACAUAUCAAUAGUUUAAACAAUGACAUCAGAUUGUGGAUGUAUUCUCAUUUUUUAAAAUAGACACAUGUAACACAUCAACGAUAGUUUAAACAAUGACAUCAGAUUGUGGAUGUAUUCUCAUUGUCUGUGGACUUCCAGCAUCCGGUAAGUCUUCCCUAAUCCACCAGAUAGAGACUGGUCUGAUGCAGGAGUUUAGGAUUAUCGUUGUCGAGUAUGAUCACUUGAUGCCAGGAGAUGUGGAGAAGAUGCUCAUAACGGAAACAUCAGCCGAGGAAGCAUCCAAGUGGAAAUUAUACAGGGAAGAAAUUGUGGAAUGUGUCGACAUCCUUCUUGGAAACCUCAGUGGGUUAUCUUCUGUUAGUCCCAAGACAUGCUCAGUUGCAUCUCAACCGGUGUCUGUCAGUGAUGGCUUGUGGAUGAAAUUUGAAGAGUGUUAUACAUCAAUUCUUGGGAAUGAAGUUCCCAGUGGAGCCAGCAGACCAUUCGUGAUCAUCAUUGAUGACAAUAUGUACUACAGGAGUAUGAGAUACCAAUACUUUCAACUGGCAAGAAAACACAGGGUUGGGUUUUCGGAACUGUAUUUGGACUGUUCCACAGAAACUGCAGUGUCCCAGAAUGCAAUGCGGGUAGCAGGACAAGUUGAUGAGAAUGUCAUUCGAUCAAUGGCUACUCAUUUUGAGAGUCCCAACAAGGAAACGUGCCAAUGGGAAAAGCAUUCUUUACAAAUGUCAAGUCACUCGGCAAUCAUCGGUGACAUCAGAUUACUGAUUAACAGUGCAAUAGAAGAUCCAGUACACCCACUUCUUGUGGAAGAUGUCGAACAGAAAGAAGAAAGUCGUCAGAUUUGUUCUCAGAGUGGUAUUCAUCAGGCAGAUCAAAUACUACGCAAACUGAUAGCUCAGCAAAUGAUUGCUGCAAAAGCUUCUGGAACAUCCACAGACAAAUUGAAACAAAUGGCUGGACAACUAGCAGAAAAAAGAUCAAGAAUAUUAAAAGACAUGAAGUUAGGAAUUGUGACUUUGAAUUUGACUACUGAUGUCAAGAAUGCUUCAAAAGAUCCAAACAGUCAAUUAUACAAAUUUAUUGCAUCAGUAUUCUGCUGAAGCAAAAAUUACAUUUGAAAAUAGUUAAAA
Molecule: messenger RNA, 1750 nt
Organism: Gigantopelta aegis
Lineage: Eukaryota; Metazoa; Mollusca; Gastropoda; Neomphalida; Peltospiridae
Product: L-seryl-tRNA(Sec) kinase-like
Exons: 6
Coding region: 710-1720 (336 amino acids)
Molecular function (GO): tRNA binding; kinase activity
Source: RefSeq, a predicted model, not a curated record